This is a messenger RNA of Bolinopsis microptera, 2513 nucleotides long. Its product is annotated as GDNF-inducible zinc finger protein 1-like. Bases 34 to 2223 code for a protein of 729 amino acids. The record is from RefSeq and is a predicted model, not a curated record. Gene Ontology annotation, molecular function: RNA polymerase II transcription regulatory region sequence-specific DNA binding; DNA-binding transcription factor activity, RNA polymerase II-specific. Gene Ontology annotation, cellular component: nucleus. NCBI's taxonomy places the organism in Eukaryota, Metazoa, Ctenophora, Tentaculata, Lobata, Bolinopsidae. The transcript is spliced from 3 exons. Gene Ontology annotation, biological process: regulation of transcription by RNA polymerase II.
CGUUUUAGAUUUGAUGAGACCCAAGAAUUUAACAUGAAACAUUUGGGAAGUGAAGAAGACUUCAGCAUUUUGUAUAAACUUAUUGCAAGUCAGUUAAAUGCAGGGGGUUUUGAUAGUAUCAGUAUGAAACUAAUGCCUAAAGAUGAAGACAUGCCACACCCAUCUCACUGGCUAAUGCAUCUUGUAAUGGUCGGCAGGGAUGUUCUGGGUAUCACUGGUUUCAACUUCCAUGAGAAUCCAGUCACUCCUCACACAUCUUUUGUUAACUCUCUUCAACCUUAUUACACCUAUCCUCAAUUGGAUAUAUCUGAACUAGACUCCCCUAUAAAGCACUACAUUCUGGGCAACAUGACUCCCAGCAACAUGCCUCACAAUAUUCCUUCCUAUGAACAGCUUCCUUCUUAUUCUUCAGCCAAAGAAAUGCACCACGAACUGUCUACCAGUCAAAUAGAUUGUCUGAAAGCUGAUAUUCCAGCUGCUCAGAUAUUGGAGCCUGACACUUUUGAUCAUCUUCCAGAUUUGUCUUGUACCCCAGAUAGGAGUGUUGUCAGUCAGACCAUCACUAAUACUUGUAACCCUACUUACCACGGACAUGCUCCAGUUGAUAAGGCCACAAUUUGUGUGGGACUUAACAUGAACAAAUCCUCAAGUAACAAAAAUUUGGACUCUGUCAUUGAGACUCUAAAUAGUCAACUUGAUGUGGUGAGCACUGAAAUACGAGAUAAGAUAAACGAGUUAUCAACCAUAACACCUCAAGUAACUGGAGCUUCAAAUGAUUCUGAACCAGAAAUCCCUAAAGAGGAUGAAGUAACAAGUGUUGCCAGUGAUUUGGAGAAACUUUCCACGUUUCAUAUGAUGGACGAACUGUAUCCAGAGAACACAAAUUCACCUUCUUUAGAAUCCCCAGAAAGCAAACCAACUAGUCCUAAGGGCCUUACAAUUGAAGAGUUGGAACCCAUAAGUGCACCCAAACCGAAAAGGAAGCAAAAAAGGAACAACUCUCAAAAAGAAGAAAUCAAAAGAAGGAAGAAGUCAGACAGUGUUUCAGUUACAGCUGCAGCUUCCUCCGAAAAACCUGGAUGUUCAAAUGCAGACUCAAAUCAACCUGGUGAGACCGAAUAUCUGUCUAAUAUUCAAAGAGUUUUAACUAGCAACAUGAUGCCCACUAGCACACAACCAAAGAAAGCAAGAGCCCCUAAACAAACUCGCAAGAAAUCAGUGCCCAUGAUAUCACUUGAUGAGCAGACCCUGAUGGCUAAGAUGGCUGAAGACACAUCCCAGCAUUCUGUCCAGGAAGACCCCACUUUAAACUCAAAACUCUUAACAGAACUGCAACGCCUCUUGACACAAAACAACAUAAGAACAGCACUGCAAGGUGAACAGAAGAAGAGAAAGUGCAACCGCCCUUCUCUCGACUCCCCUCCUUAUAUCAGGCCCCCUCAGCUGCAUGAUAGCACCUCAAUGGACGGUUCAAGGUUUACACUGGUUCUAGAUAAACCUCGCAUGUUUCCUUGUCUCCAGUGCAACAAAGAGUUUAAAACGAAGCAGUGCUUAAAAAGGCACAUCAGCAGACAUCUUGGUGUGAAACUUCACAUCUGUUCAUAUUGUAACAAGAGGUUUAAUGAUAAGAGCAAUAUGAAGCGACACGCUGUGACUCAUAUCAAUGUUAGGAAGUUCACAUGCGACGUAUGUGAUCAAACUUUCUACAGAAAAGAGGUUAUGGAGCUUCACAAACGGAGAAUUCACACUAUUCCUAACGAUAUUUUGAACUGUCGCUUCAAGAAGUGCGGCUUUACUUGUAAAAUUCCUUACAAACUGGUGGAACAUAUUCAAACAGUACACUUCCACAACUACAGAUACAACUGCGAAAAGUGUAACUACAAGACACAACACAAUGUGAACUAUCUGAAGCAUUUACGUGUGCACUCAGGUGAUCGCCCGUUUAAGUGUCGGAAAUGUGGGAAAGGGUUCAAACAGCGCAAUGCUCGGAAGAAGCACUCCUAUGUCCAUCUGGAUCGACCUCACAAGUGCGAAAUCUGCUUGAAAACGUUUUGUCUUGAAUUAGCUUUGAGAAUUCACUACGAAAACAAUCAUGGACCAAGAGCUGCCCAGAAAAAGUUGCAUGAGAAGAGAAAAAGAGAAAUUCUGAGGAAAUACCGACAACAAAGAAGUGUACACUCUAAGAAAAUAUCGUUCGUUAACCUUAUGCCAACUAAGUUGUGACAGCAGUGAUCUAGUUCUGGAGCUAUGGUUUUUUCUUCUCGAGUUGAUCAUUUUCAUUAUCUUGACUAAGGUCAAAACAUUUACGAAAUUUAAAAAUUGAGUUUAAAGAGUUAAAUUGUUCCAGUUAUUUAUAUUAUUCAUUAUCGACUACUUGUUUCUAAGGUUUUUAAGUUUAAAAAUAUUUCAGUGAUAAGGUUUUUAAAAUCAUUUACUGUACAUAGCUAUUUAUUUCAUCAAAUUUUGACUUUGCUAAACUUUCUGCAUUACUGAUUUACCGAAUGCAAUGAGUU